GGAAACGAACGAGGGGGAGGGAGGUCCCUGUUUUGGAGGAGCUGGGAGCGUUGCCGGCCCCUGAAGUGGAGCGAGAGGGAGGUGCUUCGCCGUUUCUCCUGCCGGGGGAGGUCCUGGCUUCCCGUGGAGGCUCCGGACCAAACCCCUUCAGCUUCUCCCUCCGGAUCGAUGUGCUGCUGUUAACCCGUGAGGAGGCGGCGGCCGCGGAAGAUGGUGUUGCUGAGAGUGUUAAUUCUGCUCCUCUCCUGGGCGGCGGGGCUGGGAGGUCAGUAUGGAAAUCCUUUAAAUAAAUACAUUAGACAUUAUGAAGGAUUAUCUUAUGAUGUGGAUUCAUUACACCAAAAACACCAGCGUGCCAAAAGAGCAGUCUCACACGAGGACCAGUUUUUACGUCUAGAUUUCCAUGCCCAUGGAAGACAUUUCAAUCUACGAAUGAAGAGGGACACUUCCCUAUUUAGUGAUGAAUUUAAAGUAGAAACAUCAAAUAAAAUACUUGAUUAUGAUACCUCUCAUAUAUACACUGGACAUAUUUAUGGUGAAGAAGGAAGUUUUAGCCAUGGGUCUGUUAUUGAUGGAAGAUUUGAAGGGUUCAUCCGGACUCAUGGUGGCACAUUUUACGUUGAGCCAGCAGAGAGAUAUAUUAAAGACCGAACUCUGCCAUUUCACUCUGUUAUUUAUCAUGAAGAUGAUAUUAACUAUCCUCAUAAAUAUGGUCCACAGGGGGGCUGUGCAGAUCAUACAGUAUUCGAAAGGAUGAGGAAGUACCAGAUGACUGGUGUAGAGAAAGUAACAUGGACACCUCAAGAAGGACAUGCUGUUAAUGGUCCAGAACUCCUGAGGAAAAAACGUACAACUUCAGCUGAAAAAAAUACUUGUCAGCUUUAUAUUCAGACUGAUCAUCUGUUCUUUAAAUAUUAUGGAACACGAGAAGCUGUGAUUGCCCAGAUAUCCAGUCAUGUUAAAGCGAUUGAUACAAUUUACCAGACUACAGACUUCUCCGGAAUCCGUAACAUCAGUUUUAUGGUGAAACGCAUAAGAAUCAACACAACUGCUGAUGAGAAGGACCCUACAAAUCCCUUCCGAUUUCCAAAUAUUGGUGUGGAGAAGUUUCUGGAAUUGAAUUCUGAGCAGAAUCAUGAUGACUACUGUUUGGCCUAUGUCUUCACAGACCGAGAUUUUGAUGAUGGUGUUCUUGGUCUGGCUUGGGUUGGAGCACCUUCAGGAAGCUCUGGAGGAAUAUGUGAAAAAAGUAAACUCUAUUCAGAUGGUAAGAAGAAGUCCUUAAACACUGGAAUUAUUACUGUUCAGAACUAUGGGUCUCAUGUACCCCCCAAAGUCUCUCAUAUUACUUUUGCUCAUGAAGUUGGACAUAACUUUGGUUCUCCACAUGAUUCUGGAACAGAGUGCACUCCAGGAGAAUCUAAGAAUUUAGGACAAAAAGAAAAUGGCAAUUACAUCAUGUAUGCAAGAGCAACAUCUGGGGACAAACUUAACAACAACAAGUUCUCCCUCUGUAGUAUUAGAAAUAUAAGCCAAGUGCUUGAGAAGAAGAGAAACAACUGUUUUGUUGAAUCUGGCCAACCUAUUUGCGGCAAUGGAAUGGUAGAGCAAGGUGAAGAAUGUGAUUGUGGCUAUAGCGAUCAGUGUAAAGAUGAGUGCUGCUAUGAUGCAAACCAGCCAGAGGGGAAAAAGUGCAAGCUGAAGCCUGGAAAACAGUGCAGUCCAAGUCAAGGUCCUUGUUGUACAGCACAGUGUGCAUUCAAGUCAAAAACUGAGAAAUGUCGGGAUGAUUCAGACUGUGCAAAAGAAGGAAUGUGUAAUGGCAUCACAGCUCUCUGCCCAGCAUCUGACCCUAAACAGAACUUUACAGACUGUAAUAGGCAUACACAAGUGUGCAUUAAUGGGCAAUGUGCAGGUUCUAUCUGUGAGAAAUAUGGCUUGGAGGAGUGUACCUGUGCCAGUUCUGAAAGCAAAGAUGAUAAGGAAUUAUGCCAUGUCUGCUGUAUGAAGAAGAUGGAUCCAUCAACUUGUGCCAGUACAGGGUCUGUGCAGUGGAGCAAGCAUUUCGGUGGUCGAACUAUCACCCUGCAACCUGGAUCUCCUUGCAAUGAUUUUAGAGGCUACUGUGAUGUUUUCAUGCGGUGCAGAUUAGUAGAUGCUGAUGGUCCUCUAGCUAGGCUUAAAAAAGCAAUUUUUAGUCCAGAGCUCUAUGAAAACAUUGCUGAAUGGAUUGUGGCUAAUUGGUGGGCAGUGUUACUUAUGGGAAUUGCCCUGAUCAUGUUAAUGGCUGGAUUUAUUAAGAUAUGCAGUGUUCAUACUCCAAGUAGUAAUCCAAAGUUGCCUCCUCCUAAACCUCUUCCAGGCACUUUAAAGAGGAGGAGACCUCCACCGCCCAUUCAGCAACCCCAGCGUCAGAGGCCCCGGGAGAGUUAUCAGAUGGGACACAUGAGACGUUAACUGCAGCUUUUGCCUUGGUUCUUCCUAGUGCCUACAAUGGGAAAACUUCACUCCAAAGAGAAACCUAUUAAAUCAUCAUCCGCAAACUAACCCUCACAGAUAACAGUCGAAGAAAAAAAUGGCAAGAGAUCAUGUCCUCAGACCAGGUGGAAUUACUUAAAUUUUAAAGCCUGAAAAUUCCAAUUUGGGGGUGGGGGGUGUAAAAGGAACCCAAUUUUCUUAUGAACAGAUAUUUUUAACCUAAUGGCACAAAGUCUUAGAAUAUUACUAUGUGCCCCAUGUUCCCUGUUCUUCGUUGCUGCAUUUUCUUCACUUGCAGCCAAACUUGGCUCUCGACAAACUUUUAUCACAAAUUGAAAUAUAUAUAUAUUUUUUUCAACUGCCAAUCAAGGCUAGGAGGCUUGACCACCUCAACAUUGGAGACAUCACUUGCCAAUGUACAUACCUUGUUAUAUGCAGACAUGUAUUUCUUACGUACACUGUACUUCUGUGUGCAAUUGUAAACAGAAAUUGCAAUAUGGAUGUUUCUUUGUAUUAUAAAAUUUUUCCGCUCUUAAUGAAAAAUUACUGUUUAACUGACAUACUCAGGAUAACAGAGAAUGGUGGUAUUCAUUGGUCCAGGAUUCUGUAAUGCUUUAUAUAGGCAGUUUUGAAACGAGAAACAAUUUACCUUUUUCUUGUGAUGGAGUUGGUUCUGAUAUUCAUUUUGUCUUUAUCAAAUGGCUGCUAAGAGCACAUGAGUGACUACGCUGAAGAACACAGUUAAGUGUUGUGCAAACUGGACAUAUGCAGCAUACUACUUAGAGUUAGUUCUUUAUGUAAAUGUCUGAUUUCUGCUUAGUUAUUUUAAACUUUCUAAUUCAAUUCCAUUUUUGAAUUGAUAGGUGAAAUUUUUUUCAUACUUUGGUAGAAAUUAUGUCAAUGAAAUGAUUCUUUUUAUUUGUAGCUUCUUAUUUGUGUUUUCCAUAUAUCUAAAGUAUGCUAAUUAUGUUGUUGGUUUCGUCUGACAUGGAAAAGAAAAGCUGUGUCUUUAUUUUAUCAAAAUAUUUGAACAGUUUUUUCAGCAUAUCAUCACUGAUCAUUGGUAACCACUAAAGAAGAGUGAUUUGCUCAACUAGUAGUUAAAAUUGUAGAUAGGCCUUCUGACGUUUUUUUUCCUAAAAUACUUUAACGAUAAUGAAGGUGAAACAGCACAAUGUCCCAUUCCAAAUUUAUUUUUUAAAUAGAUGUAAAUAAUUGGCUUUUUAAAGAAAGAAAGCAAAAGCAUUUAAUGUAUUAACAGGCUUAUUGCUAUGCAGGAAUGGAAGGGGGCAUUACAAAAAAAUUUUAAGCUUGUGACGUAUUUAUUGCUUUUGUUUUCCAGCUACAUCACUUAAAUUAGAAGUAAACAGCUAUGAUUUUCCUGGCCUCGCAUAGGAGGCAAAUUUAGAGAAAGUUGAAAAGAUUUGUGUUUUGGCUUUUUUUUUUUCCUUUUUUUUCUUCAGAGUAUAAGGUUUACACAAUCAUUCUCAUAAUGUGACGCAAGCCAGCAAGGCCAAAAAUGCUAGAGAAAACAAUGGGAUCUCUUCCUUGUAAACUUGUACAGUAUGUGGUGACUUUUUUCAAAAUACAGCUUUUUGUACAUGAUUUAGAGACAAAUUUUGUACAUGAAACCCCAGAUAGACUAUAAAUAAUUCUAAACAAACAAGUAGGUAGAUAUGUAAUUGCUUUUAAAUCAUUUAAAUGCCUUUGUUUUUGGACUGUGCAAAGGUUGGAAGUGGGUUUGCAUUUCUAAAAUGGUGACUUUUAUUCUGCAAGAGUUCUUAGUAACUUCUUGAGUGUGGUAGACUUUGGAACAUGUACAUUUUUUGCUUGUAAUGUUAUCCUGUGGUAGGGUUUUGGCAGGUACACACUGCCCUAUUUUAUUUUGAGUCUAAGUUAAAUGUUUUCUGAAAAGAGAUACGUGCACUGAACUCUUUCCACUACAAAUCAAGAUGUGGUAAAACAAAAGGAUCAAGAGAAAUGAGAUCUAAUACUACUGUCAGUUUAAUGUCCACUGUGUUUUAUACAGUAUCUUUUUGUUCACUUUGGAAAUUUUUACUAAAAAUUGCAAAAAACAAAGUAUUGUGCAAAGAUGUAAGGUUUUUUGAAACUUGAAAUGCAUUAUUAAUAAAUAGACUUGAUGAAAUCAACUUGAAGGUUCCAUACUCUUUGAACUCUGAGAACUAUCAAAAGAAGCUUCCCACAAGGCAACUUUUCCUUACUAAAUGAAAGAGAUUGUUAAGCUGAAAGAGCAUUGUCCCUUCCCACACGAGUACGGAUAUCUUUAUUCCUAGUUAGGAGUCCAUGUAAAAAAUUUAUGAUAAGAUAUCUCUGUAUCUACACACAAUGAACAUUUUACUUAACUAAUCUUAACUGCUUUACAUUAUUUCUAAUCAAUAUUCAAAAUGUUUAAAGUGUUCGUCUUGGUGGAAGAGCUGUGGUCUUAUAUGAAUUUGGCAAAGUUUUCAAUGCUAAGUACCUCACUUAUUUUAAAAAUCUAGUUUAAUAGUAAAUAUAUUUUAAAAUUUUGAACCACAUUUUCCUGCUUUGUCAAAUUCAUAGCAAAUAAGGAGAGAAUUGACAUUUCAGUCUUAUCUAGAAAAAGAGUUAAAAGCCCAGAAUGGUGCUGUGCACAGAAUAAUCUGCCCCAAAUUCUUUUUUUGUUUUUAAUUGAGGCCAACUGUAAAUAAGUAGUAUUUGUUAAAUGAGUAAAUAUGCCAUACUUUUUAGUUACUUUAAUUUAAAAACAUCAAAAUGUAUAUUAUGUUUAAUUUUGUUUGUCCAUGAAACCAUCAAUAUUGACUAAUUCAGAUGAUUGCAAAUUUGUUAUUUUUUUCUUACAAUUGAAUUAUAAGUUUAUUUUAAAUUUUAUUUAGAGUUUUUUUUCAGCUUUCUAAAUUCAGGCAACAACUCACAAACAAAAUCAACAAUAAAGUAAAUUAUUACAGUUUCUGAACUUAGUUCUAGACUGUAGUGUCAGGUGAUAUCAUACAGUUUUGGGAAGGACUUCUUUAAGGGAAAGGCAACUUUAUCCAAUCAGUCUGGUUUUCUGAAGUGUCUUCAGCACUUUGUGCUUUGGGUACUUCAUUUUUGUCAUAUUCACAAACUAGUGAAAUCUGAAGAUUUCUCCAAAUUAAGCAAACUACUCUUUAGUCCUUAUCUCUGUCCAUAUGGUCUGUACAUUUUAAGACCUAAUAAAAUUAUUGUUUCUCCAAAGAUGGGAUUAGUGUCCUUGGCAGCUGCGCAGUUCUAGGUACUUGAGCUUGUGCCUUUAAUUUCUUGUGAAGUAUUUCUAAUUGAAAGUGUAAGAGGGUCAGUGUAGUAAAUGCCUUACAAAACUGGACAGUCUAUCUUCAGGGGCGUUAAAAGGAGAUGUUCAUUAUCCAGAUUUAAAGAGUCAGGGUCUUCCAAAACUAGAGAGCAAGUUGGAUAUAGUUUUAAAGCAGCUGCCAAGGACAGUUCAUCUUUAGAGAAGUCAGUAAAGUUGCAAGAAAUGGUAGUUUCCUGAAGAGCAUUUUUGACUUCUAAGUAACUAAAAAGAUGAUCAGUUUGCCCCACAGAGCUCAGCUUCAGUUUCAACAUUUCUGGUCUUACGUUCUUGAUUAAAAACAACUUCCAUUUGAAUCUGUUUUUCCAUUUUUAACCAGUUUAGUUUUCCCAUUACUGUUUUUGUAUCCAAUCCUUUAUAUUAUUGGGAUACAAAGUGAGCACUUAUGUUCUAUAUUGCCAUAUUGUUUGUAUGUCUUAGGUAUAUACAUAUAUGCACUAUUUUCAGUAGAAAUUCAUUUAUAAUUGAUAAGCUCUUCAGAAUGUCUAUUCUCUCCUAUAAAAAGUAAUGGGAUGCUAGGUAAAAAUGGAGAGCUGAGCAAAAUACUUGUUUGCAUCUGCUUUUUCCUAAAAUCUCCACUAAAAUCACGGCGAUUGGGAAGAAAAAAGAGCAUAAUCCAACAAGGACAAGGAAUAUUGAAGAGAAGAUAACAAGAACCAAAUUUUGGAAACUGGAAAGCAGAUGGAAGACUAGUAUCUGACUUGGCAGACCCAGGAAAGCCAAAUCCUAAACCAGCAGUGGAAACAUGAGCCCAGUUUGCAUUAAGAUUUUGGGAUAUAGCCUUCAAGACCUUUUUCUAUGCAUGUGGCUAAUGGCAUAAUAUGCACACUUUUGUAACCCACCUUUCUUAUUUAACAAUACAUUGAUAUUGUAUCUACAUCAUUUUAAUGACUGUAAAUAUUUUAUUCUAUGGCUGUAUUGUACAUUUUAAAAAUUAACCAAUUCCCUCUUGCUUGGACGUUUAGGUUUUCAGAUUGUACGUUAUUUUAAACAAUCUUACAAGGGAAAUCCUAAGCCUAAUAAUAAAAUAAAUUCCUAAAAUUGGAAUUGUUGGAUUAAAGGUUUUUUAAAGGUCCUUGAUAGAAAUUAUGAUAUUGUCCUCCAGGUAGUUGUGCCGUUACACUCCUACCAUCAACAUAUAAGAAUACUUCCACCAUUAGCAUAUUAUCAUAUAGAUAAUUUUGUUUUUAAUCUGAGAGCCUCACACUUAAAAAUUCACAUGUAUGCAGCCACAUGAAUUUAUUAGAAACAGUAGUAGAAGACUCCUGCUUAAUUGACUUUAUUAGCUUUGGACAUAAUUCAAAUAAAAGUCAAAUGUAGUGCCCCGAUUAUGGUCUCUAAAUACCAUUUUUUUGAAAGAAACCACUUUCUUGGAUAAAUGGCUAAUUCCAGGUCUAGGGAAAAAAAUGUACAAGAAGAGCUUAGAAAACACUCGGUCAUACCAGAAAGCACAGAAGCCAUUAGAAGUCUGUCAAAAAGGAUUCAGGAGCCACCUGAAGAAGUUGCCACUGGCCAAAGCUGAGAUAAUUUUAGCAUCAGUAAGGAUAAUAUCUGCAAGAAAUUGAAGCUUAUAUUAUGUUUUACUCUGUGAGUUAAUAAUGAUAGUUUACAAAAUCAUAAUUACCUUUGGAAUAUGCUGUUAAGUAUUCCAGCUAACAAGUUAAAGAGGAAUGAUAGAAUAUCACCAUUUUAUUCCCCAAUGAUCACCAGUGACUGCUAACCUCACAAACAGAUUGCAGUCAAACGUUUUGUUCCUUCUAAUGGAAAUACACGUACCAUUUAUGAAGCAGUCCUGCCAAAAGUUGAAUCUGAUCCUGAUCAGACCUCCAGAUCUAACCACCCCUUUACUGGAAAUACAGGAAACGAAGGAACAUGUUAAGUGAUACCACAAGGGAUUCAAUCAGCAAAAUCCAGACUGGAAAACUACAGGACAAAUGACCCUGUUUCUUCAACGAUAGAAUUGCAAGGAAAAAAGAAAAAGAUGGACUGAAAAAGACUUAAGGGAUUUAAGGACUUAAGUUCAUACGAUUUAUGGACUUAUUUCCGUCUUGAUUUGAACAAACAAUAGAAAAUGAGACCAUUGGGGAAAUAUGAAAACUAACUGGAUAUUUGAUGAUUUUAAGGAUUUUUACAAUUUUUAGGUGUGAUAAGGAUAUCGUGGUUACAUUUUUAAAAGGAGCCCUUUUAGAGAUGCAAAUUGAAAUACUUAGAAAUGAAAUGAUAAUGGUGUUUAGGAUUUGCUUAAAAAUAAUUGAGGAGUUGGAGUUGGGUAGUGUGUAAGAAUAUAGUUGAAAGACGAUUGACCAUGAGUUGAUAAUUGUUGAAGCUGGGUGAUGUGUACUUGGGGAUUCAUUAUUCUAUUUUCUCUACCUGUGUUUAUAUUCAGAAAUUUCCAUAAAAAUUUUUUAAAUGUGAAUCAAAGUCAUAUAGAAACUCAUUCAUUACUGUUUUUACUUUAGCAAUAAUUUAUGAUAAUGGCCUAUAUUCAUAAUGAUUUUUUAUAAUGAUUUUUUUUAGUGGAAUUAAACUUGAACCAGUCAAGCUAGCAUAAUUAAUUAUAUUCUGCUCCAGUUACAAUGAAUGACUAAUUGAUUUCAACUGCUAGGGUGAAUGUGUGAAGCUAUCAGUCAUUCAGCAGUCUUAGCAAGCAGGCCUUUACAUCCUUCCUUGCUCACUGGUUUUUGUGGAGCUUGCUAACUAUUUAAGGAAAAUAUUUAUUUUCUGUUAAAGUAUGUCAGGGAGUGUGAUCAGGUUAUCCACAUUUAACCUGUGUCCCAUAUUAGAAUAAAUGUUAAGUAGCUCAGUACAGUAAACUAGAUUCUACUCUUUCUUGUUAAAAUGAUAAUAGUCCCUGGAGGCGAAAAUGUAUCUUAAAAAAGAUAUCCUAGAAUUGUUUGUUCUCAAUGUGAAGAAAUUAGAAUAAUUUGAUAUAGUGUAGGUUGUCUUGUAGAAAAAGUGCUUCCAUUGCAUGAGUUUUAGAAAUCAUUUUGGACAAGUGAAGGCUAUUCGGUAAUACUGAGCAAAUUAAGCAAUGUUAUUCUUCAUUCUAAAUGUAUAUUUUAUCAUUCUUUUCUCCCCUGCCUUUUGGGCUUGGGAGUUAGCCGCCUUUAUAUUUCUAAACACAAAAGGCCAGUUUUUAUAAAUAAAGAUGUCAGUAUAUUGUGAUUUUUUUUUUCAUUAUUUAGUUUUUUGAUUGUAGUUUUCAUUUUUUGUAAGUCCCUAUUAGUAUCACCUCUGAUUAAGAGAAUUAACCUGUUAACCAUUUUCUUGCCUUUUCUUUUGAAAAUCUUAUCAGAGGCUGUUUGGAAUUCUUUGGCUCCUAUGGUGUGCAUAUGUUGAUUUGCAUGGACUAGUUACCUCAGUUAUUCAUUGAACAGAUAUUUCUUAAGCACUUGGUUGUGCCAGCACCUCUGCAAGAUGAUAGGAAUAAAUUAGGGAACUUAAUAAUGUCCCUGCCCUUGUGAAGCUUACCGUCUGGUAGGUGAGAUAAAUAUUAAUUAAAUAAUCAUGUGACUAUGUGUACAAUUCCAACCGUGAUAAGUGCUAUGAGGGGCAGGCCUUUGGUGAUCCAAGAGCUGAUCGUGCAGGGAUGGGGCAGAUAGGAGGUGGGACCUAGUCAGGAAGGUCAGGGAAUGCUCCCCAAGAAAGUGAUUUGAGCCCAAAUCUGAAGGAUGAAGAGAGGUUAAAUAGGUCAAAUAGGGUUUUUAAUAAUGUUGAAUAGUUAUACAUGGGGCACUGAGAGCUAAUUUUUCUUUGGAGCAAGGUAAUAUUUUUUGCUCUUGAUUUUAUUAUAUGUAAACCAAGCCAUUCAAAUUCCUUUGUGUAUUUUUUUUAAUGAUUUUUCAUUUUUGCUUGGCAUUAUAUUCAUUUACUGAAGAGCUGGCUUGUACUUGGGCAGAUGUCCUACUUGGUUAUUGUUCUUCAGAAUGUUGGCCCAACAAUUUGGGAGUUGUGAAAAGCCCUUGGCCUUUCAGACCUUGACCUCUGUAUCAUGACUACCAUAAACUUGGGGUCAGGACAUCUAACCUCCUACUAUGCUGAGUGAGGUGUCCUCUGAUCUCUGCUGUCUGGCAUUCUCUGCAUCCUUCUGUCAUAGCACAUAUCACAUUCAAUGUAAUCCUGCUUUGUCUAAGCUGAGCUCUUGAAAGAAUCAUCUACGCUCAGUGGCUACUUCAAUUCUCAUUCACUUAUCAACCAACUGCAUUUUGCUCUCACGCCCUCCAGGGACUGCAAUUCAUGCUCUCAGGGAGCUCAUAGUCUAGUGGAAGGAAAGGAGCCCAACGAUUAGUAUGCAGGGGAAUUUGUGCUGUAAAAUAUACAAACACAUGGUGGCUAGAAGCUCAGAGGAGAUGCAUAUGUGAGCCAAGAUGACUUCCCAAAGGAGAGAUACUUGAGCUGAUUGUGGAGUUUUGGUAAAAGUUUGCUCCAACUAGUCACAAGCUUUUAGUCAUGGUGUGAUUGCAGGGCAGUUCCUUGACUGAUGCUCUGUCAGACUUUCACGUGAGUGGGUGUGCUUUUUCCUCUGCCUGGUUGUCCUUUCCCUCUUCGUUCUUCUACAGAACUGCACUUUAUUAAUCUCCAUGUCCUUGAACUUGACUAUAGUAACUGUUCAAUAACCAUUUGUAUUUUAAUAAAGGAUGUGUGCUCUGUAAAUAGGCAAUGAAGCUAAUUUCACAAGCACAAGUGUUAGUCUCAUUAUAACCCCAUACUUCUAACUUUUAACCUCUCUGACUCUAAAUCCCCUGGCAGCACAACCUUCUUCCCUCACCCUUGGGGAGAAAUUUUCUUUCAGAAUAUAAUAUGCACUUGUAUUUAUAGGAUAUAAAAUAUACCCACCACGUUUUACACAAAUGGGAAAAGAACAGCUUAGCUUUGGAGCGUGUAAGCAGCAAAUUGUAACUCCUGGCAGAAGAAGAAAUGGAUUCAGAAAGCUCGAAUUAGAAAUUAAAUGGGGAGGCCCUAGCUUCUUUGUGUGUGGGAACAAGUGUUUUCUUUAGCUAAAUCAUCUCUGGUAUUUUUUAUUUGACUAUUUCAUAAUGAAAAGUGGAUGUUAAACAUUUUGUAGAUGGUGUUUUCCUGCAGCAAAUCUGCUGAUCAACAUUUAUCUAUAAAGUUUUUCCACAAAAUUCUAGUUCCAUAGGUUUUUAAACAAAUAUAUCAGAAAGCAAAAGUUGGAAGGGAGUAUGGAUUCCAGGGUUAAAUGGAAAUGCUAAGUUAAAAUCGAACAGGUUUUUGUUUACUUUUAUUUUCAUUUAUUGAUUUUUUGUUUUUUUAAUUUUUGUUUAUUUUUAAUUUAAUUUUAAUUUUUUUUUGCUGAGGAUUCUCCCUGAGCUAACAUCCGUUGCCAAUCUUCAUCUGUUUUGUAUGUGAGCUGCCACCACAGCAUGGUCACUUGUCACUGACAGAGGAGUGGUGUUAGGUCCAGGCCUGGGAACUGAACCCAGGCCGCUGAAGCAGAGUGUGCCAAACUUAACCACUAGGCCACCAGAGCUGGCCCCUCAUUUAUUGAUGUUUUUAAAGUGAGGUAAUUCUUAGAGCCUCUACUGUACUAACACUGAAUGUGAUUUCUAAAAGGGUCUUAUAGUAGAUAGUGCUCCCACCCAGGUAACUCUUUCUCUCUUUUUCCUCUGAAGAGUCUAGGUUCUGCAGAAACAUUUGGGGAAUUACUGCUUAGAUGGUGGGUACUUUUGUAGGGUCCCCAGCCAGAAAUAGGUUCUCUUUACUUAGGGAAUUCUCACUGGUGAGUGGAAAAAGCAAGCAUUAAUAUGUAUGGUCUGAUUUCUUGUGUGUGAAAAUGUUUUGUUUGUAAAAACAUAAUUUAUUUAUAGAAAAUGUCUAAAUUGAUGCAUUAAAAAACUGUUAAGUUAUUUCUGAGUACUGGAAUUAAGAGUCUUGGGAGAGGAAGAUGAUUUUUAUUUUUUGUCUUUCCAUACUGCUUGGAUUUUUUAUGAACUGAGAUUCUUUUUAUAAUAAAUAACUUUUAAAAUAACUAAAUACAUUGUGAUGUCAAAUAUGUUACAAUGCAUUGUCGAUGUUGAUUGUUGACGUUGGAUAAUGGGAAUAUUGGGCUUCA
Messenger RNA from Diceros bicornis minor, 11879 nucleotides. It is a transcript of the gene ADAM10, whose product is annotated as ADAM metallopeptidase domain 10. Bases 211 to 2457 code for a protein of 748 amino acids. The transcript is spliced from 16 exons. NCBI's taxonomy places the organism in Eukaryota, Metazoa, Chordata, Mammalia, Perissodactyla, Rhinocerotidae. The record is from RefSeq and is a predicted model, not a curated record. Gene Ontology annotation, biological process: membrane protein ectodomain proteolysis; Notch signaling pathway. Gene Ontology annotation, cellular component: synaptic membrane; plasma membrane. Gene Ontology annotation, molecular function: metalloendopeptidase activity involved in amyloid precursor protein catabolic process.